AUGCUCAAAUUGGGAGAGUAUGAAAAAUUCCCGAUUUACGUUGUGAAUUCAUCUGGGAGUGAUCGAUACAACACUAUAAGGGCUUUACAAAAUGUGAAACCAGUUGUGAUCAUUAUGUACAAUACGGAUCUUGCUGUUUUAAGACAAGUUGAGCUAUAUCAUGCACUCAAUAGUGAAUACUGUCUUUAUUUUUACUUGUUACAGUAUGCGGAAUCGACAGAGGAAGAGAGAUAUCUAAGCCUCUUGAGUCGAGAAAAUGAAGCUUUUUCAAAUUUGAGAAAUGAAGUCGAGAAUUUGCUAGUCAGUAGAGAGUACGAUACAAUCAGAGAAGAAGCCCCAAGACUAUCGGUUUCGACUUUGAAUGCCGGUGGAUUUGAGGAAGGAACAUUGCCUCCACCCAAAAUUAUCGUUGAUAUGCGAGAAUUUAACAGUGAAUUGCCAACGAUUUUAUACAAAAAGGGCUAUGAUGUGGUGGCUGCAACACUCGAGGUUGGUGAUUACGUUUUGUCGCCGGGAAUGACCGUUGAAAGAAAAGCUCUCGAUGAUUUGACCCAAUCUUUGCAAAGCGGUCGUGUGUUUAAACAAACUGAACAGAUGCUCAGACAUUAUGGAUCGGCCUUUUUGUUAAUUGAGUCAAACAUGCGUUUUGAGCUAAAAAUCGUCAAUGGAGGGCCAUUUCAGCUUAAUGCCUCCGAUCCGGAUGUCGAAAAAGCAAUAGCGCUUCGUGGUGACGAUGUGAAUGAAGAUGAUGAUCAAACGAAUCGAAACAAUGGCAAACUAAAUACAACUCUUUUACAUCACUUAUCGGAAAAAUUGCCCAAGUUCAACAAGACUUUGGCUCAAAAACUGAUGAUCUCGGAUACACCUGAAAAGAAAAGCGAGCGCGAGCAAAAAGAUUUCGCUACAAAUAAUCCUCGUAUGUUCAUCCCGUCGGUGCCGCUCAGG
Mesorhabditis belari is the source of this 945-nucleotide messenger RNA. NCBI's taxonomy places the organism in Eukaryota, Metazoa, Nematoda, Chromadorea, Rhabditida, Rhabditidae. The record is from the annotation of a GenBank genome assembly.